Messenger RNA from Nasonia vitripennis (jewel wasp), 2386 nucleotides. Its product is annotated as UPF0047 protein YjbQ. The record is from RefSeq and is a predicted model, not a curated record. The transcript is spliced from 3 exons. Bases 732 to 1244 code for a protein of 170 amino acids. Lineage: Eukaryota; Metazoa; Arthropoda; Insecta; Hymenoptera; Pteromalidae.
UUGCGAUGGAUGCAGGUGGGUGGCUAUACUGUCUAUGACUAUAGUAUACGCUAGAGCUAGACGCUAGACGUUGUAUAGGUAUAGGACAUAAAUAGUAGCAGCAGCAUCGGCGAGGACUGCAAGUCUGCAAAGAGCCACUGGAUAAUAGAGAGAGAGAGAGAGAGAGAGAGAGAGAGAGAGAGAGAGAGAGAGAGAGAGAGAGGACAGAAGAGGGAGAGAGAGAGGGAGAGCAAGAGACAGAGUGAAGGGGUGGAGAAGGUAGAAUAAGAGAAAGACGGAACUCACGCAACCCUGGAGCGGGAGCAGUUAAGCAGUAGGUAGUGUAGGUGUUACGAGCGGGAGCGAGGAGUGGUGCACGUUAAGUCAAUCGUUAUCUAUCCUAACCUUUUCGCGCGCUCGAGCCAACAGACCAGCAGCAACAGAGGAGCAGCGAACGAUGGUUGUGCCUAUGCAUGCAAACCAGCUCUACGACUACUCGUAAUCUCUCGUACAAUCUUUUUUAAUACUGUACGUCCUGUCUCCACAUGACGAUAGACGAUAUGGGGCAGCCGCAGCAGCAGCAACCGCCCCGAUCAUCAAUGUCACCACUUGCGGCUGAACGAGAAAGCUAGAGGACUCGCUGCUUUUAACGCUUUUUCUCUCAGCACUUCAAACUGAACCAGUUGCUACAUAAGUACUGCCAGUGACGCCGAGAAAACGAAACACGACGGCCGGAUUUUUAAUUCCAGGAAAUGGCAUCGUCUCAGAAGGGUAUACAAAUCGGCAAUGCCUGGUUCCAAAAGAAAAUCAACCUAAGGCCUCAGCACAGAGGCGUUCAUCUUGUUACUGAAGAGAUACUCAGACAGAUACCUGAACUUUGUCAGUUCUCUGUUGGCCUCUGUCAUAUUCAAAUUCUUCAUACCUCAGCCAGCUUAGCACUGAAUGAGAGUUGGGAUCCUGAUGUUAGAGAUGACAUGGAAAUGAUGCUUAAUAAAAUAGUUCCUGAAGGAUUACCGUACAGACACAGUUGUGAAGGCCCUGAUGACAUGCCAGCACAUGUCAAGGCAUGUUUCCUUGGUUCAUCACUGAGUAUCCCAAUAACAGAUGGCAAGCUAGCCCUUGGUACAUGGCAGGGAGUAUGGCUCUGUGAACAUCGUGAUCAUGCAGGUAGUCGCAAGCUUGUGCUUACUCUCACUGGCUGCCUCAGGGACUCAGCUCAAAGUCCUCUCAGCCCUGUUAGCCCAAUUGCCUCGACGAGCAGCUAGGACCACUCGCAUCCGCGUAGGCGCGGCAAACGCACGCUGCGCAAAUCUACCUCUAGCAACACAAGCUAGCGGCUGCACGUUUUUAGCCCCAUACCAAAAAUAGCAUCCAAGAAGGAGUGACUAGAUAAAUAAGAUCAAUGAGGCUAAUACAAGUCCCAAGACGCGUUGGCUGCAGAAAGAAAGGAUUGCAGAAGAUGUUUAUUAUACAUUAGAUGCUCUCAAUCUCAUCAACUUGUAUUUUGCAGUUUACUUGGCUAUUUAUCCAACAAUUUCAUUAUUUAUUUGUCUAAUUUCUGGCAAUUGCUAAUAACAUAAUGUACAGCUGGACUUGAUAUAGAGCUCGAAGCUGAUAUCUUACUUUCUUUAGAUAUCUCUUAUAGUUUCUUAUCAAAUCAAACUUUGUCAUUUACUAAAAAUUAAUUUUUAAUUAACUUAUUUGAUUUGAUCAUAACGCAAAGAAUUUUCCAUUUUAAACUAAUUUUGCCUACAAAGUAAUGCAACACCUGUUUUUUUAAAGUGAUUUAUUUGACUAAUUCAUUAGGUGUAAAAUCAUUAAUCCAAAGAUUUUUUAUUGUUUGCUUUAUUUUUAACGCAUACACGAUUCAUCCUUUUCAAUUAUUAAAUCAUAGAUGCAUGGUCAGGUUUAACGAUAUUGGUUUAUAAGAUGUUUGGGUAAACUGUUCAAUACAAAUGUAAAAAGUGGUGAAACAUUUUGUCGGUAUCCGACAUCAUUGCAAGCAUGGCUCGGAGCCUUGUUUUCUGUCAGUCCUCAAAAAACAACAAGUAAGCUAGAUAUUCUGUUAAAGCAUUGAGAAAAGAAACGGAAAUAUAAUUUUUAUGACGAAAUAUAAAUUUAUGACUGAUUUUUAAUUCAUUACAAAUUAUGUUUGAUGUUUUGAUUAAGCAUAAAUUAAUCAAAUGAGCCAAAACAAAGAAUGUUUCUUUUUAAACAUAAUCUACUAUUGUGUAUUUAUACCUCAUGAAAACGUAUUAACAUCUUACUGUUAUUUAUUUAGGAAGCUGAACAUUUCACAAUUUCAAAUGUUAAUUUUGAAAGAAUCAUGUAAAUUGAAAAUAAAAGUAAAAUUAUUGAAUGCUGUUAACUUACUCAGAUGGCAUUGAUCUUAACAUUAAUAACUUAA